AUGCGCUCACCAAGAACUGGGGCAGCAUCUCCGCCCUUGGCUAUUCGAAAAUCUGCGACGGCCUUGCCUCCAGCGAAGUCGUUCGCGCCGGCGACGUCGCACCUAGGAAGCACCGUUCCCCCCAACGGACGCGUCGUCGCCCACAGCGCCCCCGGGGGGGGUCCGCCCCAGUUUGUGCCGGCCGUGCGCCACGCGCCGGGCCGGGCGUCGCCUCAACCGGGACCCCGACCGGAGCACUUCUCGCCUCGCCUGGGAGCCCAGCCGCCACCUGUGCGCCACGCCUCGCCCCCACAGCCGAUGCGCAUACAGCCGCAGUCGCCGCCUAUGCAGCCGCAGCCGCCUCCUGAUCAUGCAGGCAUCGAUGGCCCCUCACCGCAGCCUGGUGCUCCUGUCCUGGUGCGCCACCACUCGCACCAGCAGAUGCGGUUGCACGGCUCACCGGGUGCGGAGAGGACUACUUCGCCACGUCCGUGUCAUUUGAUACGGCACACGUCGCCGAUACAGCGCAAGGCGCCCAUCCCUGGGCCGAUAGCGGAAAGCACCCCGGUGCGGUCGCCUUGUCCCCAGCCCCAUACUGUGAUCAAAGACCCUGAACACCCCGUCCCAACCCAAAUGAUACCUGUCCUCCCCAAGCAGCUGUCGCUGGGCCAAGCGCUGCCCGAGGCGCCCCAGACGAAUGUGCUCAACGCGCAGACUGUGCCGGGUAUCGCUAUACCGGGCCGUGCACCAGCCACGGCUAGGACAGAAUCGCAACGGGCGUCUCUGUACUCGACGCCGCCCUCCGACACCCAAGUGCCCUCCGUGCCAUCGCAGAGAGCUUCCAACGCAACACUAUCACCACCACCAACACCUUUGAGGAAUCAUCGAGCAGUAGCGGAUGCACAGCAAAGUCAUUCCUUGCCUUCGCCACCGUGCCCGAUCGUUACAGAAGGCCUCGAUCCAGCACCAGGAGCCAUGCAGCUGCUGUGGACGCUGCGCUGCAGCUCCAGCGAGGCUGCCGUCGCUCAGAGAAGUCUUCUUCAUCAGUGGGAGGCAGGCUGCGAGCUGCCCGCGACGCAGCGAGUCGGGCAGCUUUUCCAGAAGGAAUUCUUCGAAUCACUGCUCGGUCAAGAGGAUGCGGCGCUGGUGGACCGGGAGCACUUCCAGAUUUGGGCCGUGGGCAGCAGUGGCUCCGAGAUCGAUCUGCGGCAGCGGAAUCACUGCUCCUUCUUUCUGACGAACUUCAGCUCCAAUGGCACCAUGGUGAACGAUCAGCUGCUUUCCAUCGGGGGUGAGCAGGUGCCACUGGCCGAUGGCGAUCGGAUCGUGCUGCUCCGGCCCGGGAGCGCCUCGCCCCUGAUGGAGUUCCGCUUCGACCUCAGCGGCUCCCUCCUCAAGGGCCUUGGUCCAUGGCUGCUCCCCUCGCGCCACGUCCAAAUGCGAUCUUCCGCGCUUGCCCCGCCAGCGCUGCAGACCGUCCCGGUAGCCGAACCAGCCCCGCCGACCCCUCGGGAGGCUAUGCCGUUGAAGACCUCGACCACGGUGGUGACGGACUUCGAGAGCACGGCAACGGAUGCAAGGGAAGCGACGGUCGUACCGCCAGCGAUGCUCGAGGCCGCGAGGUCGGUGCAGGGCGUCUCGUUUCUUGGCGUGGAGCUCCUGCCUCUCUUUGCGCUGGAGGUCGGCGGCGAAUGCCUUCGGGUCGACGUGCCAAAGGAGGAUCUGCGGAUCAUCCACGGCCCAGCCAUCUCGGAGGGAAAGAAGAUCGGAAGCUGCUUUCCGCUGCUGCUUGGGCGGUCGUCGCAGCGGAGCUACUGGCGGCGCUUGCUGAACGAAAAUGCCUUGAACUCCCUGUCGCGCCAGCACCUCCAGAUUGAGGUGAGCGAGGAGAUCUCUCUGACGAGCAGAAACGCCGCCUUCUACGUGAGGAAUCUCAGCGCCUCGAACCCAAUCCGCCUAUGCCGGACCGCGGCUCCUGAGGAAGUUGAUUCGGCCGCUCCGCUGAGCCACGGGGGCCGGAGGCCGAUCCAGCACAGCGACGUCAUCGUCCUGAAUCCAGUUCAGGGCGUCUCUCUUUGGCUGGUCUUUCGGGACCUCUUCACGGAGCGUACGGAUGCGGCCGGACCAGUCGCUGAGAACAGUGCCAAUGCAAGCGAAUCGCAAAACCGUCGCCAGAGGGCCAGUUUGGAUUUGAGCUUCAUGUCUGAGAUGUCUAUGCUUCAAUGA
Molecule: messenger RNA, 2205 nt
Organism: Symbiodinium sp. CCMP2592
Lineage: Eukaryota; Dinophyceae; Suessiales; Symbiodiniaceae
Source: the annotation of a GenBank genome assembly